GGAUUUUUUUGCGCCAGUCGGUGGGGUCGGGGCGGGACGGAAGGUGUCGAUAGGCUUCCACCUCAACCUCCGCCUCCUAUUGCCACCAGCCUUACCAAAAGUCAUCAAUUUCGAAUAAUAACAAAGAAAAAACGCAGAGAGAAAAAUCAAAUCAGAAAAUGGAAGGAGGGCCAUCUCAAAGCAACCUGAAGCGCUCCUUUGUUGAAGACGCCGAAUCAAACAAACCCCCUCCUGAAAAGAGGGUGAGGUUUCCAAAAGGGAAGAAGGUGAAGUUGGGAGACUAUGUAUUUGAGGAUUCACACAGUAAAGAUGUUCCUAAUUGGAGUGAUUCCCGUCUUGCUGCCAAAGAGCGUACAGUGCGGCGGAAUAAGAUUGCAGAGGAACUUCUUGGUGAUGAAAACAGAGAUUUCCUCCCCGAUAUAACAAAGGCCGAAGUCUAUUACAAGGACUCUGAAACACUGGUUGAGGAAGGAGUCCAGAUAGAUCCUUUUAAUCUGGAUAAAGAAAGAGAAGAAGGAUACUUUGAUGCCAAUGGAAAUUAUGUUGAAUACGUGAAUGAGAAUGAGAUCAAGGAUGCAUGGCUUGAUAGUGUUGAUGUCUAUGAAAAGUAUAAUGCAAAAAGUUCUAUUCCAACUAGUAACGAUGAAGAAUCUCGUGACCUUACCUCGGAAGAACUUGCAAAAAUAAAGAGGCGGAUUGCUAAUGUUCUUGAGCCUGGAGAAACGGUUUUGCAAGCUUUGAGGAGAUUGAAAGGAACCUCAGGUAGCAAGAAGCAGAAGAUGUCUGCAGAAACUAAAUUGCUGUUUGAUAAGCUAACUGAAGAUGCUAUGAAACUGAUGGAGAGUGGGGAUUACAAUGUGUAUGAUGAAAGACAAGAAAGUUUUCAGCGUGAAGCAGAGGGUUAUGAGAAGUUAGCUCAGGCAACGAUGCAGAGUACCUCCAUGAGUUCAGGACAGGAGAACUCAUAUGAUGAAGAUGCCAUUCCAAAUGGGACAGACGUGAUUAGACCCUCUUCUAUACCAUCCAACAUCGACAGGGAUUCUUCAAAACUUGGAAUUUCUACCAGCGCAAAUGAUGGUGAUGAUGCUUUUGACAUAUUCUCGGAAGAUGAUGUAAAUAUUUCUGUGAAUUUAGCCUCCGAUGGGAGUGGAUCUGUUCCUGUUCAGCCUUCUGAAGGUGGAGAUCUGCAGAAUGAUUAUGUACAUGAUGAGUCUUCUGGAUACUACUACAGCAGCAGUUUGGGUUACUACUAUGACCCUUCUUCGGGGCUAUAUUGCUCUGCAGCAUCAGGACAAUGGUACUCUUAUAAUGAAGUGUCGGGGGGUUAUGAGGAGGUCCAACAAACUGCAUCCAGCGUGAGCUGAGGAAAUAUAGAGUUUCCUCGUUUAAAGGUGUUGAUUCAUUUAUGUAUGUUUGGAUUGGAACCGAUGGGGAUUGGCAGUAUCAUUGAAACUCAGUAAUAAACUAAAGCUGGCCGAAAUUGUUUACAGUCUUGCCCACACGACUAAACGGAAAAUAAAAUAGCAGAAUUAGAAUAAUGCUGUUCAAACAGGGAUUCCCAAGUGUGUCAUUUAUUUAUUUAUCAUUAUUACAAACUGUCAAAAAUGAUGUUGCGCAAUGUGUCUCCCUCAUUUUAAACCUUCUCAUUGAGUUUGAUUGUGUCGCAUGAUUGACAUGAUUAUGCAAGAGAUGUAGAAACCUUGUACUACAAAGGUCACGACGAUAUGGAUCGAAAUAGUAACUGCCCCUGAUUGUUGUUUCUUUGCGUUUAAAUUACUACUGCAUGCUGAUGUGAUGUAAUCGAGUGACAGAGACACUUCACAAUCCAAAUGUUAUUGUUUCAUUAGUUGCUUGAUUCUGGAAGUUGCCAUGUGAACCUGUUCUAUAUCUUUAGCGGGACAGCCAAUUAGUCUAAAGACUUUUUGAAAUUGAAAGAUAGAAUAGAUGAUCUUUUAUGAUUUGAA
This is a messenger RNA of Olea europaea var. sylvestris, 1964 nucleotides long. RefSeq names its product CD2 antigen cytoplasmic tail-binding protein 2-like. The transcript is spliced from 11 exons. The coding region runs from base 159 to 1364 and encodes 401 amino acids. Gene Ontology annotation, cellular component: U5 snRNP. Lineage: Eukaryota; Viridiplantae; Streptophyta; Magnoliopsida; Lamiales; Oleaceae. The record is from RefSeq and is a predicted model, not a curated record.